This is a messenger RNA of Aspergillus heteromorphus CBS 117.55, 1200 nucleotides long. RefSeq lists its product as uncharacterized. The coding region runs from base 107 to 1033 and encodes 308 amino acids. The record is from RefSeq and is a predicted model, not a curated record. Lineage: Eukaryota; Fungi; Ascomycota; Eurotiomycetes; Eurotiales; Aspergillaceae. The transcript has 3 exons.
CCUCCAUUCAUCCCCUUUCCAGUUCUCCAGCAGGGCUGCUGCCUGACGGAUCCUCUCUGCCUGCACUUCUCUUCGCCCCGUUCCCCCAACAAGACUCAGUUCCCGCAUGAAUCGGUAUCGAAACGCUCCCGGGCUGAGAGGCCCUACCAAGGCGACUCCGAGUACCUUGUGUCAAAAAUGCCUAAAACGAGGGCACUACAGCUAUGAAUGUACAGUGACGACUCAGGAGCGGCCGUACAUGUCCCGCCCCUCGCGCACGCAGCAGUUGCAGAACCCCAAACUGCGCCCUCAACUUUCGGCGGACGUUCUUAGUGAGGAAUCUCGCACGACAGGGCUGGCUGAUGAAAUUCUGGCAAAGAAGCGUGAGGGAGAACGGGGUCGCAAAAGAGACCUGGAUGAAGUAGACCCUCAUGAUAGUCGGACACAGAUGUCGAAGCGAGCCCGGUCAGCCUCAUCGCACUCGGUCAGCUCCGUCGCAACGAUAUCCACCAGUCGGUCACACUCCCGAUCGCCCGCCCGCGGUGGAGACUACGGCGCAAGACGAAGCCAGGAGCGAACAAGAUCUGUCUCCCCACAUCCCAGGAAGAGACGGUACAGCGAUUCAUCCUCCCAGUACUCCGAUGCGUCUCACUCGUCUGGCGAAAGGGGGCCUCGCUCUCGGUCGCGCGAGUGGUCGGAUGACAGAAACACUCGGCGGAGACAUCGAGAGUCCAGCCCCGACGAACGAGGGCGGCCUCGACACCUGUCGCGAGACGGGGGCCGACGGGAUAGGACCCGAAGUCGGAGCGUGGAUCACAGCCGAAUUGCCAGAGCACGACGGUCUGUCACCCCCAGCACACUGCCUGAGAGCGGCCACUCCGGGUCCAGGGAGCAGCAUAUGGACCAUCCGGGUCCCUCCCACAGCCGUCCUACCAACUUCGGCAGGGGAGGCGGACGGGAUCAAGGACGUGGACCUCCACCUCGAAAGGAACGGAGUCUCAGCCCAUACAGCAAGCGCAUUGCGCUGACCCAGUCUAUGAACCUGGGCAAUUAGGCGUCGUUUGUUUUGAAUAGAAAAAGUGCUGAUCAAGGAUGCAUGGGAGUUUGGCGUUUUCCCUUCUCGAGGUUCAUCCCCGCCGGCCGAUUUGCCUGGGUUUCUGAACGCGGCACUGUACUAUAGCAAGAUUACACGGAAGGUUAAUGCAAUAAAAAGUAAUUUUU